CCACAACCAUAUCUGUUAUCCCGUUGUCGAUUGAAUGAUCAACUGUCUGCGCCUCUCUGGACUGAAGAAUACAUAUUUUUUUUCUUUUCAGCAGACCGCAUUUAGUGGUGCGCAGAAAAGUUUCUUGAAACUUGAAAUCCAGCCUUGAGAGGUUUGGUAUUCGGGAACCACUCCGCAAGUAAGGAGCACAAGGCAUUAUUCUACAGAAGCAGUAAUACUCCAAGCUUGCCAAGAUGCCUAGGUCAUUUCUUGUGAAAAAGUAUUUCACCAACAAGAAGCCUAAUUACAGGGACCUGGAAAGCCAAAAUGCAGUUAUACCAGAGUAUUACCCUCAUGCUGAACUUCCAACAAGGGAGAACCACUCUGCCCUGACAUGCUACCCUACUAGCCUGGUUUUCAACGUGGAUGCCCUGCCUCUACCCCUAUCCCCCGUCUCCCCUGCCCUAACUGGUCCAUUGGACCUAAGCAGUUCCCCUUCCAGCAGCAGUGCUGAGGAUGAGGAGGAAGGAGGACGCACAUCCGAUCCUCCUAGCCCCGAUCCCCAACGUGUGUACCACUGCCUGGACUGCAGCAAGACCUACGGCAGCCCAUCAGCCCUCUCCAGGCACCAGCUCAGCCAUUGCCCGAGGGUCAGUGAGAUUGACUCCGUGCCCAGCCAGGCCUCACCUCGCCCGGCCUUCCACUGCAAACACUGCCCUAAGGAAUACACCAGCCUGGGGGCUCUGAAAAUGCACAUCCGCUCACACACCCUGCCCUGCGUCUGCACCACCUGUGGGAAGGCCUUCUCCAGGCCGUGGCUGCUCCGAGGACACAUACGCACACACACCGGCGAGCGCCCGUUCUCCUGCCAGCACUGUAACCGUGCGUUCGCAGACCGCUCCAACCUACGAGCCCACCUGCAGACCCACUCAGAGGUCAAGAAGUACCAGUGUGGCUCCUGCUCUCGAACCUUCAGCCGAAUGUCUCUGCUCCACAAACAUGUGGCCUCUGGCUGCUGCCCCGCCUCCUAGACCAGCAGACCCCCGCUGAAGAUGACAGGGUUACCAGUUCAGUCCAACCUAAGGACACUAUGGGCGCUCUGCAGAGGUACAGGACUUAAGUGGUUCUUGGUAAAAGUUGGAACCGCGGGUGGAAGGUCCUCGGACCAACCAGACAAAGCCGGGAGGGAGUUGGACCCCCAAAAGACUGUCAUACAUCCAUUUGAAGAGGAAUCUGGAACUCCCAGUUAGAAAACGCAUGUUUAAACUGAGCAAAAGGAUAAUGACGAGUGUUACCUAUAGUGUAUUUGAAUCGUCUGUCUUUCAAAGCGCUGGCUAUUUUUCCCAAAUUUUCCCACUGAAAACCAAAGUAAAUGUAUUUUCCCCCCCCGUUGUAACCAUGCAUAGAACCAAGUCGAUCAAGUGUAUUAUCCUACAUGUUUGGUGGGGGGCAGCUGGACGUGCAGUCAAAAUCCCAGGAUGCCCCUCAGUGCCGGCUGGUCCGGGACUGUGACCGGUGCAGCUGCCAAUGUGUGUCUCCGUAGAGAGUAGAUUUUGUCUGUCAGCGUCUUCCCCGCAGACAUCACGCAUGUGCUGGGACAGCUGUGUGUGUGUUGUCAUGACACCAUUCAGUAGAGGAAGGGUGCCGAGAGAUGUUAGCUCUGACCAAAACGGGUUACCCUGUCCUGCUGUUACUCCAUCCCUAUGUACAUACUCCUCAUAUCCCACCUCACUCCUGUCUAAAUAUCCCCAUCACCCACCUCCUUUUAUGCUCCUCACCAAACAUUUCACCUGCACAACCAAGCAGUAGGGAUUUGUGUGACAUGUCUCAAGAGACUCGUGAGAAAGACCAAAGGCAACCCAAAGUGCUACAACCAAUGAAGAGUGGAUGUAUUUUCUGUUUUUAGCCAAUAGGUAACAGAACCAAAGACAUUGAACGGUGCAAGAUGUAAUGGUAAUGGUAAAAUCUAGAUUUUGUAAGUGCCUCUUACCAAUGUGUGCCAGAUUUUAUACACACAUUUUUAUACAAAGUGUUUCCAUAUGGUGCUUUACCACAACAUGUUUUGAUAUGAUUCCUGAACAAGUGCCUUUGCAAUUUUUCUUUGUUGCCAUAAUGUAAAUAAAAUCUUAAAACCUGA
Esox lucius (northern pike) is the source of this 2116-nucleotide messenger RNA. It is a transcript of the gene snai1b, whose product is annotated as snail family zinc finger 1b. Bases 234 to 1010 code for a protein of 258 amino acids. The transcript has 3 exons. The record is from RefSeq and is a predicted model, not a curated record. Gene Ontology annotation, molecular function: RNA polymerase II cis-regulatory region sequence-specific DNA binding; DNA-binding transcription factor activity, RNA polymerase II-specific. NCBI's taxonomy places the organism in Eukaryota, Metazoa, Chordata, Actinopteri, Esociformes, Esocidae. Gene Ontology annotation, biological process: regulation of DNA-templated transcription.